UCUCACCAAGGGACAGUCUGGUAGUUAGUGGGUAGGAGGCAAGCGAGAAAAGAGACAGAGGAUAUGAAAGACGGGGAAAGGAUGAAAGGAAGUUCGAAAGAACAGAAGAUAAAGAAAUGGUUUGCACGGAGAUGGACGGAUCCCGAGCGUGGCGGCAGUCACAUGAUCUCCACAGAUGACCUGGAGUAUCCACGAGAGUACCGGACGCUGGGGAACACGGCGCGGCGCUUCUCCAAUGUGGGCCUGGUGCACACGUCGGAGCACCGCCACACCGUCAGCGCCGCCCAGAGCCUGGAGGCCCUGACCAACCUGCACAAGGCGGACAUGGAGCGCAAGCGGGACGCCUUCAUGGAUCACCUGAAGAGCAAGUACCAACAGCAGCAGCAGCAGCAGCAGCAGCUGCAGCAUCCGCACCACAGCCCCCACCACAACCCUCCAUCACCGUCACCCUCCCACGCCAGCAUGAGGGGCUCAUCAGAGCGCUCCGCACGGGAACAGCAACAGCCAAACUACUGGAGCUUUAAGAGCCGCAGUCCACGACAUUCCCAGUCUACUCAGUCUGGGCUUGCCGACCAGGCUGCCAAGCUCUCCUUUGCUUCGGCUGAAUCUUUGGAGACCAUGUCAGAAGCAGACGUUCCCAUCGGGUUUAACCGGAUGAACCGACUCCGCCAGAGCCUGCCGUUGUCUCGCUCCGCCAGCCAGAAUAAGCUACGAUCUCCAGGCGUGCUUUUCCUGCAGUAUGGAGAUGAGACACGCCGGGUGCAUAUCACCCAUGAGCUGAGCAGCCUGGACACGCUGCAUGCUCUCAUCGUGCACAUGUUCCCUCAGAAGUUGACAGCGGGCAUGCUGAAAUCACCGAACACAGCCAUCCUGAUCAAAGACGAGGCCCGCAAUGUCUUCUAUGAGCUGGAGGACGUCCGGGACAUUCAGGACCGCAGCAUUAUUAAGAUUUACCGCAAAGAGCCCGUCUACGCUUCUUACACCGGUUCUCCACACCUGGCGAACGGAGACCUGAGGAGGGAAAUGGUGUAUUCCUCUCGGGACUCCUCCCCAACACGCCGUCUCAACACUCUUCCCUCCUCCACGGCCUCAGCGUCCUCUGGCUCUCCGUCCCGCUCACGCCUGUCCUACAGCGGGGGCCGCCCUCCAUCCUUUGCCGGGUCCCACCCGCAGCACGAGCAGCCCAGACAUCCCCACCAUCCCGCACUCGGCCACGCAGCCAACGCGGGGCUGUCUCCCUCGGCCAGUGCCAUCCUGGAGCGCCGUGACGUGAAGCCCGAUGAGGAACUCUCUGCAAAAAACAAGGCGCUGAUGAAGAACGAGGCGCUGUACGCAGAUCCUUACAGCUUGAUGCACGAAGGCCGCCUCAGCAUCGCCUCUACCCAGUCUUUAGCCGCCAUCGGAGACCCUUUCAGCUUCCCCGUCUCCACGGGCCUGUACCGCCGCGGCUCUGUCCGCUCCCUCAGCACCUACUCGGCCGCUGCUCUUCAGGGGGACCUGGAAGACUCCCUCUACAAGCCCGGAGGAUCACUGUACGCCGAUACAUACUCCUCCGCCACCCUGGGCAUGGGUUUCCGCAUGCCACCCUCAUCCCCACAGAAAAUCCCUGACAUGCAGCUGAGGGACAGGGACUCGUACUCCAACUCGCCCAGAGCCUCACCUGUCAGGCAGUCGUUUCGCAAGGAUUCAGCUUCCUCCUCGGUGUUUGUGGAGAGCCCGAAGUCGAGGCCGAGCUCCGGUUCGGAGCCUCUGUGUCUCACAGGGGGACCUGGAGAUGGCAGCAGGACUAUGCCUGGUUUUGGUUCUUCUCUAUCUGGACAGGAUGCAGACUCUAGCAGGGAUCAUCGGCUGGAGCGUAUGGAGGCCAUGGAGAAGCAGAUAGCCAGCCUGACCGGUCUGGUCCAGAGUGUGCUGACCAGAGCACCAGACAGUGAUAGCACAUGCGGCCUGCUGCGUCUCUGCAUGAUGGCGGGCUGCCCUCCAGACCAAGGGACGGAGUUUUCACGGCCAUUACCUUUCUCUUCCAGCGAGAAGACCGAAACCAACAGUGACGGCUCCGCCACUGGAACUGGACGACUGAAGCAGAAAGCUAAUACACCAUCAGCACCUCUAGCUUUGAUGCCGCCGCCACCGUCUAACACAACCCCAGUCAACAGCGUCGGCCGCCUGCAGAUGAAGCUCCAUCUGCACGGUCUGCACCAAAACGCCACGGAUCUGCGCAAGCAGCUCACUCAGCUACGCAAGAUACAGCUAGAGAACCAGGACUCGGUGAGAGGUCUGCUGAAACGGACGGAGGCGGAGCUGAAUGUGCGCGUGGCUGACGCCCUGAGGAAGCAGGAGGAUCCCCUGCAAAGGCAGCGCCUCCUCGUGGAGGAGGAGAGACUCAAGUACCUCAACGAGGAGGAGCUCAUCAUCCAGCAGCUGCACGACCUGGAGAAGUCGGUGGACGAGAUCCAGAAGGAGUCGUCUGUCAACCACAAGCUGGUGACAGUGCAGGAGCUGGAGGAGAAGGCGUCCCUGCUGCGAAAGCUCGGAGAAACACUCACGGAGCUGAAAAAUCAAUUCCCAGGCCUGCAGAGUAAGAUGCGGGUGGUGCUGCGGGUGGAAGUGGAAGCUGUCAAAUUUCUGAAGGAAGAGCCACACAGACUUGAUGCCCUGUUAAAACGCUGCAAGACUAUAACAGACACCCUCGCCACCAUGCGCAAACAAGCAAACGAAGGGGUGUGGAAGAAGCCAGACGACUUCUCCAGUCCUUCAUCAAAGCACAACAAUGACUUGCGAAAGUUUUCCGACUUCGACAUUCCCAACAGCGCACCACUAACCCUCAAUGACCUCGGGGGAGGCAACAGUCUCUCCAACUGGAGCCCCCACGCCAGCCUCAGCCGAGGUCUGGGGAACUCAUCCGGCCCUCACAAGGACAAUCAUCCUCCUGUUCCUCAUAAAGGCAAAGCCCUGGAGGAGCUGGAGCGCCGCACUGCUGCUGACAAGGUUUCGUCCGUGGAAGUCCGACUGGCAGCGGAACGGGACUGGGAGGAGAAGCGGGCCAGUCUUACCCAGUAUAGUGCCCAGGACAUUAACCGUCUGCUGGAGGAGACCCAGGCCGAGUUGAUGAAGGCUAUUCCCGACCUGGAGUUUGCUGCCAAGCAGAUCAAGCCCUCCUCCAACGCAGCGUCCGCCCAGAACCCCCAGAGUGGGUCAGCAACCCUAGAGCACCGCACCAGCAAACCCCAGCACAAGCUUUCAGCGAAAGACGGGGGAUCCAGACGGGGCUCCGAUGAGUUAACAGUGCCUCGGUAUCGCACAGAAAAACCCUCCAAGUCUCCUCCCCCUCCGCCUCCAAGACGCAGCUUUCCCUCUUCCCCGGGACUAACCUCCCGCAGUGGAGAGCCACUGAUUCCUGGAAAAAGUGUAAAGAAAUCUGAAUCAGAAGAGAUUGAGGUGCACAAGCCUCAUGUAAAACUGAGGAGGGCCAUGUCUGAAAAUCCACGUCCUGCAUCCACACCCCCGACACUGGCGUCUGGAGAAAGGGACGAAAGUGAAGAGGAUAAAAUUGCUGCUGAACUGGAGAGUGGAAAUAAUGCCAGCAUCGGGAAAGUUGUCCACUCCACAGCUGCGCUGAAACUGAAGCAGCUGCAACAAAACAGCACAGACAAGACUAAAAGUGGCAAAAGAGAGGACUUUCAGAAAAGCCUGGGCCAGCAGCAGUGAGCAACCUGUCCGUGUCGAGCCUCUUCAGCCUCCUUCUCCUCCCGCUCACCCGACGACAGAGAUGCACACACCUAUCUGCCCCUCUUCACUUUACCAGUUCUUUUUAACAUCUCCAGAGUUGACCCCAAAAUAUGCUCUGAAACCUGUGCACUUGUAGAUGAGAAGGAGUGUGUAUGUCCGCGUGCGAGCAUGCAUGCACAGGCAUGUUUGAGUGUAACAGUGAAGGAAGGUGCUGCAGGGAAAUGUGUCCAACCACUACCAGUUUUCAGACUUUAAUUUUUCACGAUUUCCCACUCUGACCCCUGAACACCUCAUCUCUUUACACUCCUGCUCCACCCUCUCCUGUCUUUUGUGUCCCUGCUCCACUUGAAGGCCUUGGAGACCCACGGCGCUGGCAGUAUUGAGCCAUACGUCUCUGGUUUCAAAGCAGGUAUUUUUUCAAGCCGAGUGCCCUCUCCUGCGGCAGCGUUCGCCCCCGCCGUGAGGAAGUGCCCCCUGGAGGGGGCAAAGCCCUCUCUGAUAGUCUCGUCGAGCCAAGCCAAGGCCCUCCUGGCGAGUCUGUCCGCCUCUGGCCUCAGCGCCGAGGCCUUGCUCCUCUCCUCCGCCCUUCGUCAGCGCCGCCUUCUACGUGAGCAGCGAGGCUCCUACCUGCCCAGCAGCCAGUCCUCCUCCCCUACGCCCACCUCCACUUCCUCCUCAUCCUCUUCACCCACGACCCCUACUCCAUCCCUCUCUCCCUCCUCUCCUCCUCUCCCUAGUUCCUUCACUCUACCCUCUGGGCUUGGCAGUUCCACCAAAAAAGGCCUCGACAGCCCUGAUUUCAGCAACUGCAAGGAUGGUGGCAGCAAGCCCGUGAAUUAAGAACCCCCCCCAAAGCAUCUAUUAGUGAUGAAUGGAAGGAUGAGGACAUUGAGGAUGCCAUUCGAGCAUAAACCAUGAAGAAAAACUAAACACCUCAUAUGUUCUUUCAGGACUUUUAGGCUUUUUAUUCCUCUUCCAUAGCAUUGGACUCAGUCAAGACUUCAUCAUUUCACUGUAAAUGAGGUCUGAUUUUCCCUUUCAAACAAGAUUCUUUCUUUAGUCUGGUUGUACAGUUCCUCUGCACUUCUCCCACACGUUCAUCCUGCCAGUCUUUCAGAUGUAGAGCGCACAGGCCCCCACCAGCUGCCUGCUUUAAGCUGGUGUGAUUGGAUGUAUUCUCACAAACCUCCAUUCAGUGUGUUUAUAGUGGUGUGGUUGACUGGUUAUAGAGAAUAGAGCUGCAAUAAUCAUCAAUAAUCAGUAGCAUCCUGCGUCCAGGUCGGUGUUGCUCACACCUGCAUCUCAUGGCAGAAUGGAUGUCUGCUGAGAAUAUUCAGACAUUUAAAAAAAACAAACAAACAAACAAAAAAAACAGAAAAGAAACCAUGGGGAUGAUUGUGGUUUCGGGCGGUUUUGUGUAAAAAAGAAAAAAGAAAAACGGGCACUUUUUGCUUUUCUUGCAUCACCUGAGUUGAAAGUUUAAAUUGGUGCUAUAUUUUCCCGUCUGUUUGCACACACUUUAAAGAGUUUACAUGAUUGUUUUCCCUCCCUUAUUUAUUCCACACGUCCGCUGUGAUAUCAUGUUGCAUAUAAAUAUCCACGUGCACUUCUGCAAUAGAAAUCAUUUCAUGAAUAAUUAGAAAAAAAAUAAACAUGGUUUCAAUUGAGAGAAAAGAAUUACAGCAAACAACAAAAGCACAUUGUAAUGAACACUCCUGAAGCAGCACAUCUAAGGCACAUCUAAGGCGCAGUGACACAAACGGAAGGGAAAAAUGACCUUUCUUAAGAGUUAAAGGGAUGAUUUUCUCUAUAUGUGUACUUACUACUUGAUUAUGACAAUCAGGAUGUUUCCUUUGUAGCAUCUCACAGGCUGUCAGCAUCUCUGCACCUGAUAUCAAGUCCCAUCCCAAAGACUCAAGCACACUGGUGGAAAACACACACACACGCACACACACUUUACUGAGCUGAUGCCACUUAAAUAGUGUUUCACAGAUAUAUAAGAAAAAAAACUUUAUCAGCACGUAUGUACAAGGCAGAUGCAGUUUGGCUCUUGAAUGAGCUGAGAGGAAAAUGUAAAGUGUAUUAAAAAGCACAGCUUUCUCACAGCUACACUACCAACUCAACUGGAACAUUCGAAACAGACGAAUUAAAAAAAUGAUACAACAUGAAGAAGUUUCUUAACAUAAAGUUGCAGAGUAUGGGAUUUUGUUUCACUAUAGUUGGCUACCUAAUAAAAAUAAUCCUAAAGAUUUCUGUUGUCAAGAACAUGUAUAUAGGAAUAUUUAAUGAUACAGGAAUGUUUGCUGCUUUCUCUGGCCCUGAGCUCAGGUGAGACAGACUUUAACAGAUCAAAAUUUGUAAUCAUAUCUGAAUAAAAAAAAAAUGAAUGCACCACAGAGGGGGACCAUUUGACACAGAGUAAAAGUCCACGUAUAUACUGCAGAAUUUAAGUGCAUCAUUGCGCACAGCAUGGUUAACACAUCUGUGAAGGCAUCCUUACCGCUGAAGGAUAAAGAUACAGGUUUUGGAAUAACAUGCAUUUUUCUAAAUUCAGAAAGAUAAGUUCAGUCAUAGCAUAGCACUGUGGCUAUGUAGCAAAUGUAAAAAAAAUGGCUCACUUUUUCAACAAAAAAAAGAAAGCCAAACUAUUUAAUAGUUUUAAUUCAAUAUCAAGCUAUCAGAGCUAUAUUAAUGUCAUCAGCUCUCAAAAGCAUCAUGUUUCUAGCCUCAGUCCUUUAAGGAAAUUUCACUUCAUUUUCAACAUUGACCACAUUAUUUUUGUUCUACAUUUUACAUACUGUCCCUUUUUAUGUGGACCCAGGGCUUUUGAUUUUUGUCUCAAAGACUCUGGCUCACAGCGACUAGCACAAAGCUUUAAAUGUUUAGUGAACGUCCACAUGUGCUGCUAUGGUUUUAUCACUUUAUCGCUCUGAGACACAUUAUUAAGGGCCGCUGUGAUCCAAGUUGAAGUUCUGAUUAUUUAGAGCGCCUCACAGGCCUGUCGGCCAUGUCUUACGUGUAAAUAUUUUACAGCGAACCGUUCUGAAGCUGCCUGUUCAUGUGUUUUGCCUCGAAGCUGCCUUUCGGAGGGGGAUAAGGCUGAGCAGACGGUCACAGCCAAAGUGAUUCUUUUCUGCUGUUCUCCGGAGUGACUGUGUGAAAUUGAUCCUCUGCGGCGUGCAGAUUAAAACAUGUACAUAUAGGCUGGCGACAAAGAGUAGGCAGCGUGAGGAGAGGGUAUUAGUUUUGAGGACAUGAGUUUGAAGGCUACUUUAAUAGUAACAGCUUUAAGUUGCUCUGUCUCCAUCGAGAGUGCUUGUGAUGAGAGAAACUCAGAGAUGAAAAGAGUCAAAGAGAAGCUAAUUGGCCGCUCUUUCUCCGUCACUUUGACUUUGCUCUCUUUGGUGUGUGGCCUCUCUAAAACAAAAACUAUUUAUUUGAAGUUAUUAUAUGACAGUUUUUGCAGGGCCUGAAUUAUGAACCAUAUGUGCAAUAUUUAAUAAGCACUGCUGCAGUUUCACCAGGAUAGUGCUCUUUGCCUUUUCGUCGUAUUCCUGCCUGUUUGUCUUCAAGGACCUGUUACCAUGUUUUUCCCAGUGCCUGUAUGACUUUCUCGCCAGAAAUCCCAGAAUGCUCGCGUAUUAUUAGAUCAGCAGCACUGACAGAAGAACACUUUUUACCCAAAGAAGAUCCUGAGAGAACUGGCUUGUUGUCGUGUUUUUUCACCGAAAAGGGAAAAUAGCUCAUGAAAGGCAGUGUGUCAGGUUGCAGCGGUGGCUUUUGAGCAAAAUGGUCCCUGAGCUCUAACGGUGUGUAAAACUGCAAGCGCACAGCACAGCAGGCGAGCCUCACCCAGGGUGCACUGCAGGUUUAAGCCCCGGGUGUCUUUAUUGAGUGAAGUCAUGGAAAAGAAAAAAAAAAAAGAGAAAAAAUUCACUCACUCAUGCUGUUCCACUUUCAAAUCUAUAAUUUUCUGAGUUAAACUUGCCACAUAUGCAUAUGGUGAGGGCUGAGGAGGAAGGCUGCACACGUAGCAGUUUUCCCCAGCUGAUGUCGGAGAUGAACCCCGUCACAACUGCGUGACGAUGCUCUCCGGAUUUUUAUUUUAGUGUUUUAUUUUCUUUUUCCUGUGACGAGUGUUAAUGGGCUGUGAACUCAACAUGGCCGGAGGCUUCAGGCAUGUCGAACACACUCAGCGGACGCCUCUGGCAAUCAGAAAAACUCAUGCAAACUUGAAAUCAAACAUAAAUAUACAUAUAUAAAUAUAUCUAAGUGAGAUGUUUGUGUAUGAUAUUAUAAUUGUGAAGAAAAUGUGAUAUAUAUAUUUAGGCCUAGAUUCAAUUAUAUACUGUAAAAUGUCAUCAUCUCUUCUGUUUUAUAUAUUAGUGACCAUUUUGUACAGAUUUUUCUUUUUUAAUUCAUUGAAAGAGAUAUUACAUUUCACACUGAGAUUAUUUAUUCAUAUGGAGAACAUUUUUAUAUUUGUUUAAAAUAGCUGUAUAGAUUACCGUUAGCCUCUGUAAUAUACACUGAAGUUCAUUUUGAAAUGCUAGGAUUUUCUUUACAGACUCUUGAGUCGGAUCUCAUGUAAUUUUGACUUGUUAAAAGUUGUCCCUGUAAAUGCUUGUCCAGCUUGUCUGCACCUUUCGCUCCCCUAAUUUGAAGGGUGACCGUUGGGUACGAGAGGCUGGACCAGUGCCUGUGCGUAGGGGCUCAUUUUGCUCCUAUCAUUUUGUCUGGAAGUGUUUUUUGUUUUGUUUUAUUUUUUUCCUGCUACAUCCUGUAUUUGUGAUUCAGGUCAGACAUUAAAGGCCUUGGGGAUGGUCAGAAAACACAGAUAUCGUGGUUCCGGUUGUGAAACGGGCACAAAAGUUCUCUAGAUGCUUGGCUCUUUGACAAAAGCGAGUGACUUGGCUUUAAUUUGUGUCUGUGUCACAUGUGUGUCUGCAUGUGGACAGCAUGGAGUAAAGAUGCUCUUUGAAGGGUUCAGAGGCAAGAAGUGGAUGUAAAUUUAGUGGCUCACACUGCUCCAGUUUGUGGCUUUAAGUAGCAGUUAAGCUAAGCUAUAGAAGUUGUAAAAACCACCAAGAUGAAUUAAUAAGGGAAUCACAUGGAACUGUAUUAAUUUUGCCAUUUUUUUUUUUUUUUAAAGAACAAAUCCAUUCUAUAGUAUGUAUAUGAGAUUUUUACAUGAAUGUGUGGAUGUUCAAAAAUCUUGGCAUCAAAACUAGAAAAAUCAAAAGUGACUUGUAAAUAGGCCGAGUCAUUCUUAGUGAGUUCGACAAAUUGUUAUGUCCAAAAGAUGUUUUAUUAAUAAACUAUGAAGAUGGGUACAAAGGUAUAUACGAAACAAUGCAUGUAUAGUCUCAAGCAAACGCACGGUGCAGUUGAUUUAAAAAAAAAAAAAAAAAAAGGAAAUCUAAAAAAAAAUACCGUCUACAUGUUUUUUCUCAAAGAUGUGAGAAAGCAAUAGAGAUGAAGAGGUGGAUCUGUGUUAGAGGUUUACAAAUACAACGAAUGACACAUUAUUUUGGUGUCUGUAACAGGCAUGUUCAGUCUUACUGUGAAGUUACGUGACGAUGAUGAUGAUGAUGAUGAUGAUGAUGAUGAUAGUGGACGAGAAUGUUGGACAUCUAGGAACCGGAAAGCUUGAGCGCACCCCAAAACAGAGACGUCGCCAGUGAAGACGUCCUCUUUCACAGAGUGAUUCUCCCAUUUGUAGAGUAGUGUGAUAUAAGAACUAAAAAAAAUUAAAAAUAAUACAGAAAAUAGAUCUAUGACAUAAUAAUAUAUCAAAUCUAAACGCCUACUGAUACUGGAGAUUCUAAUUUAUCAGUGUGGAUGCCAUGAUAUUUUGUGAGAAAUGUGUGUUUUUCCUGUGAGAAGACAGCAGGCGGUUGAACCUGCGUUCUUUUGUACAUAAUUUGCUGUGAUUGUGUGUCUAAUAAAGUGCAGCUCUCUUGUA
Messenger RNA from Cololabis saira (Pacific saury), 9694 nucleotides. It is a transcript of the gene srcin1a, whose product is annotated as SRC kinase signaling inhibitor 1a. The coding region runs from base 64 to 3708 and encodes 1214 amino acids. The transcript is spliced from 19 exons. Gene Ontology annotation, biological process: regulation of dendritic spine morphogenesis. NCBI's taxonomy places the organism in Eukaryota, Metazoa, Chordata, Actinopteri, Beloniformes, Belonidae. Gene Ontology annotation, cellular component: cytoplasm; actin cytoskeleton; postsynaptic density. The record is from RefSeq and is a predicted model, not a curated record.